AUGCCACCAGCAGAACAUUGGAAUUUCUUGGUUAGAGCGUUGCAACUGAUCGAGACUGCUAGCAACAGCGAUACAUUCCGCGAGACUCCCGCCUUCUUUAGAGACAGCUCUGCAGGCUCAGAAAAGAUGUGGCAGCUAUCGACACAGGGUUCACCGGUUGCUAUAUACGACAGUAUGGCGUGGCCUUAUCGAAAAUGGGGAUACGUUUUGUGGGAUCUUGACCGUCUUCGAGGCGAUGUAGAUGGGCCAUGGAGGCCUGCUACAGAGCUGGAGCAAAGACUCACCUCACAUAAUAUGUUAUCUAAGCGCGCUUCAUGGUCUGCAAGAGCUAGUAUCUAUCGCCAGGGAGGGCGCGGGUGGUUUCAUCCUUCCGAUACGACACGAAUUAUAUGGCCGCCAGGCAGAGGAAAUCGCGAGGUGUGUUGGUGA
Messenger RNA from Glarea lozoyensis ATCC 20868, 429 nucleotides. RefSeq lists its product as uncharacterized. The transcript has a single exon. The record is from RefSeq and is a predicted model, not a curated record. Lineage: Eukaryota; Fungi; Ascomycota; Leotiomycetes; Helotiales; Helotiaceae. The coding region runs from base 1 to 429 and encodes 142 amino acids.